Molecule: messenger RNA, 1941 nt
Organism: Cotesia congregata
Lineage: Eukaryota; Metazoa; Arthropoda; Insecta; Hymenoptera; Braconidae
Source: the annotation of a GenBank genome assembly
AUGAAGGGGGCGAAAGAGAUUAUUCUGUGUUUUUUGUUCGUGAGUGUAAUCCACUGCAAUAUGAUACAAGUUUACGACUUUUCAACGCCGAAAAGCCCGGCUUAUCACAUUCACGCUCGGAAGCUUCUAGAAUUGUGUUUUCCGAACGAAUUGAACCCGGUGAUGAUUUCUGUGGAGUUGAUGGACUUGGUGUACGAAAUUCAAAAGAAUGAAACUAUCGAUUCGUCCAUCAUUGUUAUUGACAACGAUUUCAGUUCAAAGGUCAUGAAUCAAUACUACACACGACAUCCUAGUUAUCUGAUAACAGCUGAAUCAAUGGACAGACUGCAGGACACCCUUCAGGAAAUGAAAUCAUCGACCAUUUGGAAUACAGCGUCAGUAAUUGUUGCUGUUGGAAAAGAUUGUGUUCGGGCAUCGGAAAUUCUUCAGGUGAUCUGGAAGAUGGAGGCGUUGAAAUCUUAUUACAUUUGUCAGCAUGAGUUGAUGAGUGACGAAAGCCUCGUCUAUACCUUUAACCCCUACACGCAAAGGGCGCCAAAACAGUGGGAACAGGUAGAAACAGAAGAUCAACCAGAUGACAGAUGGACGCUCUAUCGGCAACACCUUAAAAAUGAUCAACGCAUCUGUUCCAGUGUGACAUUCGACAAGACCCAUUCUCUGGAUAGAUAUUCUCUAAAAGGUUAUAAGUAUGGCUACUACGAUAAAGUUUUUAAAGGUAAAGUUUCACCCGAGGCAUAUCACGAAGAACAAGAAAUUGAACAUUUUAUUCACAACGAACUGUUUACGGCUCUAAAUGUCACACCAAUAAUUUAUUUAAAAAAUUUAAUUCAUGGUCAUUUCAAUCAAAAUUUAAAUUUACUUAAAAACGGUACGUAUGACAUGAUUUUAGAAAUCGUGGAUACCCCGAAUGACGAUGAUUCUAAAAUUUUAGAUAUCAUUUCUAUUUAUGUUCAAAACGGUUUCAUGAUAGUAACAAAAAAACAAAAUACGAUUCCAGCUUUAACUGAAGUGACUAAUGAUUCCUUUGCUUAUGAAACUUUAACAAUAUCAGCAAUAUUUUUACUUAUUAUAUUCGUAAUUAUUUUGCUAAACUCUCGGUACAAUUUUGCAGCAGCACUAAUAGAUCUUUGGUUACUUAUUCUUGGUAUGGAGAUAUUAACUUCCAUAAAUCGGUUAUUGAUACGGAUUACUUUUUUGAGCGCAACGUUAUUUGUUUUUAUUGUCGGCCCGGAGCUUCAGAGUCAGUUUACAUCAGUGAUGACCAUUCCGAGCGUAGAAAAAAAUAUUGAUACGUUAGAUGAAUUGCAUGAUAAUCGUUAUGAUGUGUAUUAUUUCGAUUACCAAACUUUGGGAGAAAUUUGGGAAAAUAACAUAUUCAAUAAGUACUUACAUUUGAUACCCGAUCUUGAAUCCUGCAUUGAAAAGCUUCAUGAGAAUUCAACUGCUUGCAUAAUACCUGACUAUAUGCUCGAAAAAAUUAAGAUUGCUGAUCUUCACAUAUCGAAAGAGUCUUUCUCUAAAAGCUAUCUUUGGUUGACAACACGGAAAAAUUUUCCGCUAAAAGUCAAAAUCGAUAAAACUGCCAUGAAUUUAAUUGAGGCUGGUUUUAUAAACUAUUUUGAGAGAAUAAAUCGAUUGGAGCGCCAAUUAAAGACGCAAAAACUAAUUAAUAGAAUUGAGGCUUAUGAGCAAUGUGAGUUUUUAGAUUUACCUAACUUUUCAUCUUUUUUGUGGUGUCUCACGAUCGUUAUACUUGUUUCAUUUUCCGUCUUUUUAGUCGAAUUAGUAUGUAGAGUCAGAAAGUAUAGAGGAAAACGAUUGCAAAAAUUGAAAAAGAGAAUUCAAAGAAAUUGUCAGAGAAUUGCGACCCUUUUUAGACAAUUUGCAACGCAUAAUCGCAAUAGUAAUACUACAUUUGCACGGAUAGAAAAAUAUCGUUAG